Messenger RNA from Cottoperca gobio, 2478 nucleotides. It is a transcript of the gene sdr16c5a, whose product is annotated as short chain dehydrogenase/reductase family 16C, member 5a. Gene Ontology annotation, molecular function: oxidoreductase activity, acting on the CH-OH group of donors, NAD or NADP as acceptor. Gene Ontology annotation, cellular component: lipid droplet. The coding region runs from base 184 to 1104 and encodes 306 amino acids. Lineage: Eukaryota; Metazoa; Chordata; Actinopteri; Perciformes; Bovichtidae. The transcript is spliced from 7 exons. The record is from RefSeq and is a predicted model, not a curated record.
GUGGUUGAUUGGCUGUCACGUGGCACAUCCGGCUUGUCCGUGUUGGUCCGCGUUUAGCUUGAGUGUUAUGUGAAAAGCGUUACCCGCUUUGUUUUUGUCUCCCAAUGCUACAAAAAGGGCUGAGCCUUUCCCAGGAAGCGCACCGAACACUGUAACUCUGCUCAGCAAACUUCAUGCUCCAUCAUGAAUUUCUUCCUAGAAACAAUGCAAGUCCUCCUGCUGUCCAUCUGGUACAAUGUGGAAUCCUUCAUCCACCUCUUUGUGCCCAUGAAGAAGAAGAACAUAGCUGGCGAGGUGGUGCUGAUCUCGGGGGCAGGUAGUGGGAUUGGUCGCCUCAUGGCUCAGGAGUUUGCUGCUCUUGGCACUGUGCUGGUGUUGUGGGAUAUUAACCAGGAGGGGAUGAAAGAAACAGCCAGACUGGCUAAACAGAGCGGAGCCAGCAGAGUCCACUACUAUCUGUGUGACUGCAGCGACAAGAGCGAGGUUUACAGAGUGGCAGACCAGGUAAAGCGAGAGGUGGGAGACGUCAGCAUUCUGGUGAACAAUGCUGGGAUAGUGACAGGAAAGAAGUUCAUGGAUGCUCCUGAUUCCCUUAUUGAGAAGACGGUGGAGGUCAAUACUAUGGCCCACUUCUGGACCUACAAGGCCUUCCUUCCUGCCAUGAUAGCCAACAAUCACGGCCAUCUUGUCAGCAUUGCUAGUUCUGCUGGACUCAUAGGAGUCAAUGGAUUGGCAGACUACUGUGCCAGUAAGUUUGCAGCCGUAGGUUUUGCAGAGUCUGUGGGUCUGGAGCUUCUGGCCACUGGGAAAGAUGGCGUGAAGACAACCAUUGUGUGCCCGUACUUCAUCAACACUGGAAUGUUCGAUGGAUGUCAAACUAAGUGGCCAAGACUGCUGCCAAUCCUGGAUCCUAACUAUGUAGCCAAGAAGAUCAUUGAUGCUGUGCUCACAGACCAGGUCUUCCUGCUCCUGCCCAAGAGCAUGUACCUCAUCACUGCACUUAAGAACAUCCUCCCCAUGAAGCAGGGCAUCAUGCUGGGCCAGUACCUGGGAGCCUUCAACCUCAUGGACACAUUCAAGGGACGCUCCAGAAAACAGGAGUGAAUGAAGAGAGAGGACAAUAUGAAGCUAUGGAUGACUGUAAUGGAAGGAGAAAUUUAAAUAUUACAGCCAUCAACGUCUAAUUUAAUCUUAAUCUUCCCAGUGUGUUGGGAUUAAUGGUAGAGGUCAGGACUGAACAUAAUGCUUGAUUUAAAUCCUCUCAUUUCAAUGGUUCAUGCUGGAAUAUAAACAGUCUCUAUAUCUCACACUGCAUAAUACACCUUUUAAGCAUUCAUAUCCUUAAUGUACUUGUUUUAUAUGACUAUUAUUAGUGAAAUUGUAAUCACUAAAAAAAGGAAAAUGUAAUCUUAUUAAUAACAGUUUGUAAUUGAAUAGACAAAUAGUUCUCACAAAGUUGAGCCAGCCAGUGUUCUUAUACUUCUGCUCCUGAUGAUGUAAUGAAGCAUCCCAAACAGCCAAGUCAUAGAAACAGGAAACACAGGUCCAAAGUCAGAUGUAAUGUUUUCUGUCAACAUGAAUGUCUGUUGUGUACAUUGUAAUAAUGUGUCCCUCCAUAGCAACUACCAAAGCAGAGAUGAACUGUAGCCACAGCUCAGCAGGUGAAAUACAGCUAUCAAUAUACACUUAUUACAAAACACUGCUGGUGUUGAGUAAUAAUGUCAUUCACUACACUGUUGACAGUGUAGUGAAUGAGCUUUUGGUUUAGUUAAUCUGGCUCAGUGUUUGAAGUCUAAAUAAUUUCCGCUUAAAAAGCAAGCACUCAUACUCAGGAACAUUAAACCCUGCGUAAGGGUUUGAUAUGUAAUACCUCACCUCCUAAAGGGUGGACCACUUUUCCAAUCGUCACCUCACCUUCAUUUUUGAAGUCUGUCUUUAUUCGCAAACAGCCAAUGUGCUGACUGUUCAGACGUUAGCUGUCAUUAGCUAGCAGCGUAGUAGCAUGCUACAGCUAGUUAGAGUGUGUGUGAAGACCCCUCUGCAUUUGUUCUUGUUCGCAUAUAUUCAUGAAAGUCAGCAUUUAUGUUCCACUUUCCUGUGGAUGAAGUUAUUAUUUUUGAAGUAAUAUGCAUGUAUUUUGCACUCAAAAUAUUUGUAUUCCCACAUUAAUGGUCCUAUUAUGACACUUAUUAUGCACAUUUACUAGCACACAACCGCUUAUAUUGUAAAGAUUAUAAUACAUAUAUCUGGGGACAUAUCUAUCAUGGAUCAACCUUUAUUUUAAUUGAAAAAUGUGUAAUUAUUAAUAUGUAACAGACUGCCGAGUAAUGAAGAGUAUGCACCUGUUGCCUUAAUCAUGCAAACAGUUCAGAGCAUUUCAGGAAGUCAGAGAGAUGCAUCUAAAGAUACAUUUGAUUUCAGAUCUCUGUUUGAGUGUUUGAACAUUCUCAUUAAUAAAUUGCCAUUUAAAAUGUUUUA